Alligator sinensis (Chinese alligator) is the source of this 1269-nucleotide messenger RNA. RefSeq names its product betacellulin (gene BTC). NCBI's taxonomy places the organism in Eukaryota, Metazoa, Chordata, Crocodylia, Alligatoridae. The record is from RefSeq and is a predicted model, not a curated record. Bases 1 to 528 code for a protein of 175 amino acids. Gene Ontology annotation, biological process: positive regulation of cell population proliferation; epidermal growth factor receptor signaling pathway; positive regulation of mitotic nuclear division. The transcript is spliced from 5 exons.
AUGCCCUGCUGCCAGCACUGGAAGGGCCUUUGUGUAACCUGUGAUCUGUUUUUCCUUGAAGGUCUUGCAGUCUUCAGCAGUGUGGGUGCUGAUGGGAAUGCAACUGCCACCAGUGAAACAAAGAGGCUGUUCUGUAGCACACCAGAGAACUGUACAGGUAACGUUACACAACUGAGGCGGAGAGGACAUUUUUCCAAGUGCCCUGAGGAGUACAAACAUUACUGUGUCAAAGGGAGAUGUCGCUAUGUCACGGUAGAACAGACACCAGCUUGCGUGUGUGAGAGAGGCUACACUGGAGCAAGAUGUGAGAGGGUGGACAUAUUUUACCUGAGAGGUGACAAGGGCCAGAUUGUAGUAAUUUGCCUCAUUGCAGCUAUGGUGGCACUGAUUGUGCUGGUAAUCUGCAUAUGCACAUGCAGUCAUCACUGUCGGAAACAGCGGAGGAGGAGGAAGGAGGAAGAAAUGGAGACGCUAGGCAAAAAUUUGUCUGCUAAAAACGAGGAUGUUCUAGAGACAGACAUUGCAUAAAGGUUAUUGAAGGCACCUGCGGGCAGGUUCCAAACUGCAAAAUGUCUUGCUCCGCUGGAAAGGGCAGAAGGGCUGAAGCCUGAACAAUGAAUGCGGAUAAAUGAAAACAAGCUUAUUCACGGUGUGUGUGUUUGUAGCUAGGUCUCCUGAAAGAAAGGGCCAAACCUUUUCAGGGAGAGCUUGUUCCUAAAACGACACAGGGGUUUAAGAGCAUGAAGGUCAUUUGAAAGUCUUCUCUAAAAUUCCUUACUUGCUUUAAGCGUACCUCUUACUGUAGUAAGCAAGGCUUCUGGUAAAACGAUAGGAAUUCUACUGAAUCCCUGCAUCACCUGUAUGGAGAGCUGUGGUGAAAAGGGUUACUUGACAUAUUGCAAAAGCAAUCAAAGACAGUGCCUUAAGACGAUAUAACUGCCCAGAUCAGUCCUAACACUGUCUGACCUUAACCAAUUUUAUAAAGUAUUUGUCCGGAUAACUCGUGUAUUUAAAAAAAAAAAAAAAAAAAAAAAAAAAAAUCUAUUGUAUUUUUCCAGUUGUAAGUGCACUUUGCUUAUAAACUGACCCUGCACUUUCUGGUUCAGUUUUAGGAGAAACAGCUUUAUUUCUAGUUAUGACUUAUGCCAGGGAAACGUCCUUAACCUGCUUUUGCCCUUACUAAAUCCAACAGGAGAAUUAAAUAACCAAGGAAAAGACCCAAUGGGUUAAAUUCACUAAAUGUACUAAAAUAAACUGCACUGAAAAAAA